CAGAGGACGCUUCGAUCGAAAAUGAGAGGAAGAAAAGUUGGAUGUGUCUGAUGAUCGAUGACAGAGGUGUUAAUUUGAAUUUAGGAGAAAGUAUACUUUAAAGUAGUGCUGUAUAACCGUUAGUGAUGAUAUUAAUAAGUUAUAUGAAUACGAAGGAAUAUAUUAUAACAUAAAAUAUGACCAAAGAUCGUUUAGCCGCACUCAAAGCGAAAACAAAAUGCAGUAUAAAGUAUCAUCAUCAACAACAAUACGAAAUUCUAGCUCAAGGAGAUGAUGAGGUGACAGUUACUGUGGAAGAUAGUCAUGGGUCAGGAUUUAUGGAAGAUUUCUUUGCUGAGGUGGAAGAAAUUAGAGAAAAUAUUGAUAAAAUACAGACAAAUGUGGAAGAAGUUAAGAAAAAACACAGUGCAAUUCUUUCGGCACCGCAAACAGAUGAAAAAAUUAAACAAGAAUUAGAAGAUUUAAUGGCAAACAUUAAAAAGACUGCUAAUAAAGUUCGGGCCAAGUUAAAAGUUAUGGAACAAAAUAUUGAACAGUUGGAGCAGACGAGUAUGAUGUCGGCAGAUUUCAGGAUUCGCAAGACCCAACAUUCCAUGUUGUCACAAAAAUUUGUUGAAGUCAUGACUGAUUAUAAUAAAACCCAAACCGAUUACAGAGAAAGAUGCAAGGCCCGAAUACAGAGGCAAUUGGAAAUAACUGGUAAAGUUACUACUGAUGAUGAACUAGAAGAUAUGCUAGAAAGUGGAAACCCUGCCAUUUUUACUCAAGGAAUAAUCAUGGAAACUCAACAAGCAAAGCAAACUCUUGCUGAUAUCGAAGCACGCCAUGCAGAUAUUAUUAAAUUAGAAAACAGUAUAAGAGAACUUCAUGAUAUGUUUAUGGAUAUGGCAAUGCUUGUUGAAAGUCAGGGUGAAAUGAUCGACAGAAUUGAAUAUCACUGCGAACAUGCCAGAGAUUAUGUGGAAAGUGCCAAACAAGAUACUAAAAAAGCAUUGGUAUAUCAGAGUAAGGCUCGAAGGAAAUUGAUUAUUAUUAUUAUUAUAGCGGUUAUAUUAAUCAUCAUUAUUGCACUGAUCAUAGCCCAUGCUGCAGGUGCCAUCUAGAAAGAUGGGGUUUUUCUCAAUGGCCCAUAGUACGGUCACAAUAACAGGGAAUGUUUAGCAUUUGCAGUCCGAAGAAUGCCAGAAAAACUGAACUCUUAUCGGGUUAUCUUUAUGAAAACAGAAUCCACAUGCACACCAUAUUUAUGUUAUAUUCAAGACAUUGAAUGUACGAAACCACUUUUUUAGAUUUAAACUCGAGGUUCCUAAUUAUCGUACUUCAAUAUACGUGUAAUUUUAACAGUUUACCUUUAUGUUUUUGUUAAUAUGUUUUAUUUCUCACGGGAUAUAAUGUAUUUAUGCUAGCAUUUUGUAUUCAUAAUUGUUUUCUUACAUAUUCCAAAUUAAUUAAUUAAUUAAAAAAACCUUCCAUUUUUUUUAUUUUAUAUAUCACGUUCUGUACUUAAAAACCUUAUACACGUGCAUCUCUUUUUAAUUAUAUAUUUUAUGCAUUACUCUGAGAGAACCAAUUUGAAAAUUUCUUUGCAUUUCAACAUGAAUCUCUCUCAAUUUUGUUUGUUAAAUGAUUAAUUUAUAACAUUUAUUUUUACUUUGUAUAUUAUUUAAAUUGUGUACUUACAUUUUUGGUUAGUCUUAAAGACUUAAUUUCUGUUCCUUUAAACAUAAAUUUGGACCCAAUUUGUUAAAUGGAUGUUCAUCAUGCCUCUACCAAACAAUGUUUUUAUAAUCCAAAUUUAUGCAUAAAUAAUGUAAACAAUAACUUAGGAAUAUAUAUCUAUACAUAAUUAUAUAUGUCCAAAUAAACUAUAUAACGAUGCAAUUUCUAUUUGUACAUUCAUUUAAGUCUUUCUAAUGGACUUAAUUCCAAAUUUUAACAAAAUCACAGUUAAUUAUUUUCUAAAUUAUAUAUUAUAUGAAUAUAAAUAUAAAAUUAUGUUUUACACUUGGUUUAUGCACAGUUCUGCACCAUAGAAGCAAUUAUAUUUUGAGUUAAUUUGAUUAUGUAUCAUGUUAAUUUAUUAAGAACAUGGAAGUAAUACAGGUAAAAUUUUUGAAAAUAAUGUUUAAUUUAAUUAAAAGAAAACAAUCUGCUAUAUUUAAGAAAUAUAAAUAAAAUUAUUUAUAUACUGUUUUUUUUUCCUUGCAGAAAAAGAUCAUUAUCAUGAUCUGUGUGGUUAUCCUUAUAAUCGUAUUGGUGUCGACAUUAGGAGGAGUGUUAGGAAGUUAAAUUAGGAAGAACUAUUUUCUGGGUUUGGCAAUCUCAUAACGUUAAAUUAUAUUUUUCUUCUACUUUUUUAACACUUUGUAUAAUUUGUUUUUGCAUUCAUACCGUCUAGAAUGCCUAUCUUCACUUAUUCGUUCUGUAAAUCUUCUUACACGAUACUUUGGAAGGAAAUUAAUUAGAAACAGUUUUAAAAAUUAGAAAAGUUAAAGUCUGAAAUUAGGAUAUUUUAAUACAAAAAUUUAUAUUUUCCCCUCUUGGAAGAUUUUAACACAAUUUUUAUAUAAAACUACUUUAAAAAAUUAACAAUGAUCAGAGAUUUAAACAUAGCAUAUAAACUAUUUUUCUGAUUGUUAACAUGCAGAAAUUUUUGUAAAAAAAGUUUUAAACACUGUUUUAUAUCUCUAAAUUUAGUUUCUAUAAAGAUUUGAAUAUGAAAAAUGAAAGGAAUAUUUUAUUUUUUAAAUGAAACUUUUUACCUUGUGAUGCAUAGAACUAGUCAAGAAUUUGUUUUGUUAUCUUUUCAUAUAAAGAAAUAAUUGUGAUAAUUCUAUUUUAGUACUUAAAAUAAAAAGGAGCAACACACUACAUAAAAAUAAUAUCAUUAAAUAUAAUUUAUUUUUUAUCUGAACAUUUUUUAUAAUAAUUAAAUCUCUGUGACUAAUAUAUAAAUUAUUAAAUAUUGAAUUUCUAGAGUUUAAAAAUGAUGUAUUCACAUUGGAGAGCAACAUAUUUGUUGAAUAUUUAUUUAUUAAUAUCCUAUGCACGGUGAUGGUUUUAGAUUAUGUGAGGCCCUAGGCAAGAAUAGAUUUGUGAGGUCUUUUUAUAUAAUGUAAACCUGUAUCACACAAUGAUGUGUAAGAUCUAGGAUCCAAGUUGAUAAAAGAUUCAAAAAUUGAGUAGCUUUUGUGUAUUUGAGGUCCCUAAAAGUGGGGCCCUAAGCAAUCGACUUGGCUUUUAUGACACCCGAGUGUUUCAAGAAGCUUCUAGAGAUGAUACACAAUUCCCUAAUAUCCAAUACUUUGUUUAAUUAUUGGAUAUUGGGGAAUCUUGGCACACUUAGGCAAAGAUUGGAAACCUCUGCCCUAGGAAAAAACCUAGGUUCCCUAAGCCUAAAACCACCAUUGUCCACUUGGCAUUUAUGAAACAUAAUUUGAAACACUGUGUUCACAUUAGUAUUUGUUAAACAAAAUAAUCUAGAGCAGGAUCAUUAGUAUGCUGCAGAUAGUGCUUGUUGUAGAAGUGGUAAAAUCAAGAAAAUUAACACAAUGAAAUGUUAUAUGUAUAUAUUCAUUUAAGAGUAAUUUGUACUUCUUAUGAAAGUUCACCCCCCUUUUUUUUUGGCAAAGAUGCAGAAAUGUUAGUGCUUUGUUUAGCCAUUCUCUUGCAAACUUCAAUCAUAUUGAACACACGAUGCCUGAAUGUUAAGACGGAUCUCUCUAGACUUCCGACUGCAAUAAUGCCCAAAUUUUUCUAAGUUUACUCUCAAAUUUUCAUGGUAAUUUUAAAAUAUCUGAUAUAAAACACACACGAUUAUAUGUUCAUUAGUAUUGUUUGUUAUCUAAAUUAUUAAAUGCUGUCAUUAAGGAGACACAUUCAAUCAUUUAACGUUUUUAUGUAUAUAUUGUACAUAGUUUUUAAUGAUUUGGAAUUUAUAAAUGUUGUGCUAUACCUUCAAUUUUUGAACUACACAACUCCAGUUUAAACAAUUUUCCUCUACUGUGAUCACCUGCUAAACAUAAAAACCCCAACGAACAAUCUUUAAUAAAAUAAAGAAUUUACCCAGACAAAUCUGCAUUUAUUUUGAGAAAAAAAAUCAAAAUAUUUUCUAAAUUUGUUUUUGUACUUUUUAGAAAAAUGACAUUCGAAACUCUUUACAGAUUUUGAAGCUUUUUAAUAAAAUGGAGUUGUGCAGUGUUUAUAUAUUAUACAUAUAAUCUAUUAAUGCAAAUGAUAAAUGUGUUCCAGUUAGUGAAAUUUCUAUUAUAAGUGCGAGAAGGGACGACGUCCUCGGAGAAUCCCCAAAAAAAUUCAGUUUGACCGAAUCCGUAACUUAUAAAAAUAUAUGCAAUGAAAGACUAAACAGUAUUCAAUAGUAGGAUGUGACGUCGACCCUCCUCGUACGGAAUCAUAGAUAUAUACGAUGUCAUUAAAAGAUUGUUAAGAAUUUUAAAGGGAGUAUUGUCAUCAUAAAAACGAAAAAAAUUAUACAACUGUAUAUGUUGUAGUUACGUGCCUCAUUAAAAACCAUAUUUUCUGAACAAUGUCUAUAUAAAUAUAUAUAUAUCUAUGUGUGUGUAUAUUUUACUGUUAUGUGAAUAUGUUUACUUUGUGUAGCAUACAAAACAUAAAAUAGAUAACUUGUAGAAAUUUGUCAAGCUCUUUCUGGUUUUUGGCAAAUUUCAUAUUUUGUUUCAAAAUUAUUAUGCAUUAUGUAAUUCUUAAGAUAUUGCCGUCUUCCUCUCAGCGGCGGAACUUAUUUAAUCAUGUUUUGUUUAUGGAAAAAAAUGUAUUUAUGUCAAAAUGGUGAAAUUUCAAUAAAAUUUUGUCUUGUGAAA
This is a messenger RNA of Centruroides sculpturatus (bark scorpion), 4841 nucleotides long. It is a transcript of the gene Syx1A, whose product is annotated as syntaxin-1A-like. Gene Ontology annotation, molecular function: SNARE binding; SNAP receptor activity. Gene Ontology annotation, cellular component: synaptic vesicle; SNARE complex; plasma membrane. The coding region runs from base 177 to 1103 and encodes 308 amino acids. The transcript has 11 exons. Gene Ontology annotation, biological process: synaptic vesicle fusion to presynaptic active zone membrane; exocytosis; intracellular protein transport. Lineage: Eukaryota; Metazoa; Arthropoda; Arachnida; Scorpiones; Buthidae. The record is from RefSeq and is a predicted model, not a curated record.